AUGCAUUUCCUCCUCGUCGGCGCCACCGGAGAGGCCGGCCUGAACGUCGUGGUCGAGUUGCUCCUUCAGGGCCACACUGCCGUGGCCCUCGUGCCUCCCUCUGCAUAUACCAAACUCGUUUUCUUUCACCGCCGCCUCACCAUCGUGGUUGGCUCGCCGUUGUCAAAGUCCGACAUAGAAAACGCCCUCCACGCGGCCCCUUCGCUGACACCCUCGGCGGCCAUCAUCACCUUGAACGUGGUCCGCCCGUUCGCAACCCGGAUCUCGCUUCCUCGAUUCCUAGCAGAUUCGUGCGCCAAUGUCUGCGAUGUGUUGCAAGCCGCGGGCAUCUCUCGUGUCGUCGUCAAGUCCGUGGCUGGUGUGGGCGAUUCGUUCGCCCAGCUCCCCCAGGAGAUCAAGGCGAGCAUGCUGUUGCCUAGCGCCAAGUACCUGCUCGAGGAUUACGGGCUUGUUGACGAGGAGAUCCGGAGAACCAAGAUGGAUUGGACGCUGGUGAGGGCUGUGAGGGUGCAAUAUCACGAUUCGAUGCCCCCGAACCAGAAGUUAGACGUGCAGACGCUGGGCAGCAAUGGUGAGGGGAUGGGGCUCGCUGAUUGCGUCAGUGUGGUAAAUCUGGCGAGGUUCAUGGUCAAGGUGGCCGCCGAGGGGCUCUUUGUCAGAGAAGCAGUGGUUGUGAGGGAUUGA
Messenger RNA from Fonsecaea pedrosoi CBS 271.37, 684 nucleotides. RefSeq lists its product as uncharacterized. The transcript has a single exon. NCBI's taxonomy places the organism in Eukaryota, Fungi, Ascomycota, Eurotiomycetes, Chaetothyriales, Herpotrichiellaceae. The record is from RefSeq and is a predicted model, not a curated record. The coding region runs from base 1 to 684 and encodes 227 amino acids.